GUGUUGAAUUUCGAUAUUAAUAUCUUUUGCAUAAUCUACUCUCUUGGAAACCACAAGCAAGAACGCUUGCUAUGUAUGCAUUUACCCGCAGCACCGGCUAUGGUGUCGCCUCACACCCGAGUUUCGUUCGCUGAGAGCGAAUGAAUAUUUGUGAUUCAAGGUUGGUUGAUAAAACUUGCUGACCACCCAAUCAUGGGCUGGAACGUGUGGGACUGAACCACAUUUGAUCACUACUACAUUACCGUUAUGGCAAUCAAGUCUAUCUGAGCCUCAAUCUUCAAGUUUUCGGGGUUUUGCUCUUUAUUCUCGGUUUACAUUGCUUUCGGAUGAACGCACGCAUUAGUGGUAUUGAAUACCUGUAUUGCGCUUGAGCAUUGCGAAAUCCGAAAAAAUAACUUGAACACAUUUGAUACUACCGAUAGAUCAUAAUAAUUGGAACUUAAUUCUCCUAUAAGCUCUGAUCGUCUGCGGUCUUGUUCUGGCCUUCUGCUGGACGAUCUAAUAUAUGAAUUGCUAGCAGUAUUCAUCGGGUAACGUUGAUUCAAAGCGAAAUGGACCAGCUGCGAAAACAUCGGACGAGCAGUCAUAGCUUGAAUUACAUCGACCGAGCUUUCAAAGGGGUAUCGUUUCGCCAUAGUAGCAAAGCAUCCCGUGAGGUAGCGACUGACCUGAAGGGUCCCCUGGGACUCAAUCUACUUCAUGCACCUUCAGAGCCGCUAAUAGAUUUCAUAUUUGUCCAUGGGUUGGGAGGCGGAUCUAGGAAAACGUGGUCGAAAUCAGAGGACGCAUAUCAUUACUGGCCCAAAGAAUGGCUACCUCAAGAUCCGGACUUCAAAAAUGUCAGAAUCUUUUCAUUUGGAUACAGAGCAGAUUGGGUAGGCAGGAGCAAGGAUGUGCUUGAUAUUGGCGAUUUCGCGCAAUCUCUAUUAGGGGAAAUCAACACAUGUCCAGAAAUUCGCCGAAGCAAGACAAAAAUUGUUCUUAUUGGUCACAGCAUGGGUGGCUUGGUUAUAAAGAAGGCAUAUUUAAUGGCUGUAGAGGAUCCGGCGAUGCGUGAUCUUGUCCAGCGAGUUGACACCAUGUAUUUUCUGGCGACUCCACACCGAGGAUCGAAUCUUGCCACGACACUCAACAAUAUAUUGCGAGUAUCGUUUGGAACCAAGCAAUUUACGAUCGACUUGGAGAUGAAUAGUAAGAUGAUAGCCACUAUCAAUCAAAGCUUCCGUCAUUACUCUGAAAACUUGCAUAUAUGGUCCUUUUAUGAGACUCGAGAGACAAGUUUUAUAAAUGCAAGAAUCGUCGAGAAGGAAUCUGCAACGCUGGAAUGGCCAAAGGAAAAAAUUGCUUACAUUGAUGCUGAUCAUCGAGGAGUAUGCAAGUUUGAUUUGCCUUCAGAUCCCAAUUUCAAGACCCUCAAGAAUGCUUUUAGUUCAACUGUCGACCAUGCCACGGCGGAGAUUUUAAAGAUUCAGUUUGAGACUACAUCAGCCGAGAGGCACUCCCUUCAUGGCCUGUUGGGCAUCCACAAUGUGCCAGAAGACGAUCUAAUGGCGGCACGCGAUGCAAAGGUUGAAGGGUCGUGCAAGUGGCUGAUCAUGACUCCAAAGUUUACCAGCUGGCAAGAUCCUGCUUCAGACACACCUUCAGUCUUUUGGCUGAGUGGAAAUCCUGCGUCGGGAAAAUCAAUCCUUGCUGGGCAUGUUAUUGAUCAUUUGUAUCAAAGUAAUCUAGCAUGUAGCUACUUUUUCUUUAAGGAUGAAGUUGCUGCUAGUUCAUCGAUUGGCUAUUGUUUGCUUACUUUUGCGUACCAAAUGGCUUUGCAUAGUCCUGAGAUUCGCAGGCUUCUUUUAGAAAUGGAGUCAAACGGCACUACGAUCAAUAACAGUGACGGGAUUGUGAUUUGGAACAAGCUGUUCGUUAAUGGGAUUCUCCAACUUACGAUGAAGGUGCACCAAUAUUGGGUUCUCGAUGCACUCGAUGAGUGUGCUUGUUCCCAAGCUCUCUUUCCUAUGUUAAUCAAGCUCGUCAAUUCUCCAAGAUCUCGGCUUCGUAUUUUUAUUACAAGUCGUCAUAGCCAGGCUUUAGAUAAAGGAUUUCUCGGUUUUGGUAAAAAUUUAAUCAGCCAGGAAAUCUGUGCAUCAGAUACUAUGGGAGAUAUCAGACUAUUUAUGGAGGCUCAUAUGGAUAGCCUUCCUUUAGAUACAGUCCAAAAACAGGAGGAGUUGACCGAACGAAUACUGGCCAGGUCUUCUGGGUCUUUUCUUUGGGUGCGACUUGUUAUGCAAGAGCUCUCUGAAAUCUACACCGAAGAAGAUAUUGAGACUGUUCUCUUAGAUAUACCGGCCGAUAUGAAUCAAUUCUAUACCAAAAUUCUGGAGAAUUUGUCAAACGAUCGGAGAGGGGCCAAAUUGGCCAAGGUCAUCUUCACGUGGAUUGUUUGCUCCUAUCGGCCGUUGACUGUUACUGAAAUGCAAUGCGCUCUGAAGCUAGAUUCUAAUAGCACAGUCAACAAUUUACGAAGAGACAUAAGCUCUAUCUGCGGACAGCUUGUGUUCGUCGAUCAACAAUCACGUAUACACCUAAUUCAUCAAAGUGCCAAAGACUUUCUCCUACAGAAAGACCUCUGUUACAACUUCUUUGUAGAUAGAAGAGAAGGACAUUAUCGACUCGCUUCUCUGUUCCUCGUCGUGUUAAGUAAAGGUCAUUUACGGGCCUUUCGACUGAAACGAUUCGAAAUAUCGACAUCGUCGGCAAAUGACGAAGCCCUACUACUUGAAUAUGCUUACACUUUCUUCUCUGAGCAUCUAUAUCAAUCUUCGUCUUCGUGUGCCGAGCUUUUUCAGAAACUCUACAAAUUCCUCGAUACGAACAUUUUAUGGUGGAUUGAGACUGUUGCAAGGAUAGGGAAGGUCGACUACAUAAGCCGCGCUGCUAAGAAUAUGAAAGCUUACCUCGAUCGCCGUCAGAUGCAUUUACCUCCUAUGGGUAAUAAUCUCCGUGAGGUGGAAUCCUGGAUCACGGAUAUUAUUCGUAUCGGCACAAAAUUUCGAAACGUUCUUCUAGCAUCGCCUUCGUCAAUUCAUAGCCAAAUACCAGCGAUGUGCCCGUCACAAUCAAUCAUUGUUACAAAGAAUAAGCAGCUGAAGCAAAGCUUGAAAGUGUUAGGGCUAUCUAUGGGGAUUUGGGAUGACUGCUUGACCCAAAUCGACUAUAGGGGACAGGGCCUACAAGCUAUCACACUUACACACGGAGAACAUACAUUUGCUGUGGGGUUAUCCGGCGGCCAAAUAAUAGUGUAUGACAGUGCAACAACUCAAGUUAAAUAUGCCUUCGAUCAUCGGGAGAAAGUGAAGCUCCUCGCAUUUGGAACUAAAGAUAAAUUGCUUGCAUCCGCUGGAAUACGCUCGAUCCGAAUUUGGGAUCUCGAAACAGGUGGCAUGAGGUGCUCAUUCCAACUUGGUUGUCGAACAAUGGCCCUUAGAUUUACCCCCGAAAACGAUAGGUUGAUUGUGGCAACAUCCGAGAAUUUUGUUUCUUGGUUUGAUAUAUCAAAAGAGGAGGAAAAGGAUCGUAUAUUUUGGCAUGAAACUCAUCGUGACAGGAAAGAGAUAAUUCAACAACCGCCAAUCGAGGUUCUCAUCGUACCGGGCCUAGAGAUGAUAGCAAUUAGUUCCAGGGCAAGUCCUAUACUUCUUUUUGAUUUGUUUAACGAAGUGAUUUGUGGUGAACUUGUUCGAGAUCGAGGGCUCAUGGAAAGUGUGGGUGGUACUUACUAUCACGCAUCGGCCAUGGCUUUCAAUCCGAAUCCCGAUAUCAACUUACUCGUCAUCUCUUAUGGCGAUGGAGAGCUUGUUUUCUUUGACCCAAUAACGACCGAGCUCAAGCAUCGUAUCCCAGAAAUCAAUGCCCAAGCGUUAGCCUGCUCACCCGAUGGCAGAACGUUGGCAACAGGUAGUCCUUUUGGCACGAUUCAGCUCUAUGAAUUUGAUGACUCGGAAGAUGCGAAUUUAUCUCUGAUAUACCGAAUAAAUGCAUACGACGAAGGGAUUCGAUCGCUAGUAUUUAGUGGUGAUGGCUUGCGUUUCAUUGACAUUCGCGGCUCUCAUUGCAGAGUAUGGGAACCCGCUGCACUUGUGAGAAAGUCGUCUGAUGACGGCAGCAGCAGCGACAUCAGUGCGCCAACAAGAGCGGUAGUUCAGACCGUGGGAAUGAUCGAAGGAAUUUUGAAGCCUGAUAUAACAGCAAUCGCAGUAGAUUUGAGUGGAGAGUGGGUUUUUUGUGGUAGACAAGAUGGCUCUGUUGCUGUCUACAGUACGCACGAUGGUCUCGAAAACACAAGUCUCUACCAGCAUGCUAGGAAUAUUUCAAUCAAUAGGAUUGUGUGGGGAGAUAAUACUUGCAUUAUAGCCACAGCGGACGAGUCUGGUCGUAUGUUUAUACAAAGACUCGUAAAUUCUAGCAAUAUGUGGUCACUGGCUGAGACAAUUUUCGACUACCGCUUCCCUGAUGCUGUCACAGGGCUAUUAUUCAAUCCUGACAACAAUGUCCUUCUCAUUACCACUGCCAGUUUCAGGUACCUAUGGACAAGAGAAAGUGGAGAUAUUCAACAACGUGUGCCGACUGGCCACAGUCUCGAAAAUUACAAGAUAAAUACCCAUGCCCAAAUACCGGAUGCAUUCAUUGCCUUUUAUCCCGAUUGUGCCCGAAUAUUUGAAUGGGGAACUUUGAAAGAACUAUCAGGGCCUGAUGGCAUCAAUCUUGACGUCCCUGAUUUGGCGUCACCCCCUGUGACAAUAACCGAGUCGGUCGAAAGCCAAUAUACUAUGGUCACACUGACGAAAAGUCGAUUUGAACAGACACCUUCUCAACUUCGAUGUUGGGACACGUCUACUAUUGACCGCCACUCGACUACUAUAAAAGCAUUCACUGGUCUUGAAUCUCUUGGCCCAUUCAUCUACCACAUCAUUGGCUUGAGCGGUACAAAUUUGUUCUUCUUGGCAACUGAUCUUUGGGUCUGUAGUCUAAAUAUAGAGAAUUUCUGGUUAUCCCCGGAUGUUAAACGUCAUUUCUUUAUCCCGGCCGAUUGGAUUCAUCCUACAGACGAAAUGCAAUUUUACAUGUCAGCCAAGGACGAAUUUAUCUUUGUAAAGAAAAAUGAACUAGCAAUUAUCAAACGAGGAUUAGAUUCACCGCAAUUGAUAAGACCACUUCAGUUUCUACCAGAAAAGAAACUGUUCGGGGCAUGCUAUACUGGAGCUUAGAUAUUUCAAUCGGAUUAUGAAGAUAUUGACAAGACAACAUUUCGAUUUUUGUGUAAAAUCUCAAACGCAGGAAUAGAAAAUACAUGUCUUGGGCGGACUAGAAUUGUCUACGACGAGGAAUGGUGUGAAACUGAGGCACGGGAACUUGUGCUAUGAAACUCUGAUCAGACUAGAGAACAACCGCGAGCAAGAGUACCAAACAACAACGGUAGUGCUAAAUACUCGGAGGAUUCAUAUAGUUUCUACAAGAAUACAGAAGAGAUGACCAGUUAACAAUUUCAACGUAAAGCCUUCGCAUUUAAACUCCUCGAUCUGAGAGUCGACGGACCAUCCGCUUAAUAUACACACCUUGAGGCCUGAUGUAUACUUCAACUAUACCUAUCCAUUGUCUGACUGAAGCUUUAACAUCAGCGUGCUAUCUAUCAUCUGAUGGUCUGAAAGAUAUCCAGCUUGUGUUUGUGAUACUGGAUUUAUAUUUCCUAGGAAAUGGCAGAUGGGGGUUGAUUGUGUGCGUUGGAGCCGGGUAACAAUCAUAUGGCGUGCGAGUCGACCUUAAUGAAUAGGGGAAGAAUAUGAGACGACAAGGCAGAAGGGAACUAUGUUAGUAUCGUAUCUUGUACGAUUUGAAACUGGGCAGCAUAAAUAAUGAGUUGAAUUGAAAUCUUACUUAAGUUAAUCAUACAUCGAAACAAGACGAACUGCUCUGAGAACAGAUCAGUAGUAAUCAGACUGGAAUGUUCAAGUACUCAUUAUCAGGACUCCUAAUAGCAAUAUAUCAUUUGAACGCAGUGGUAUUGGAACUGAAUUAUGACUGACGGUGAUCUCAGCCCUGAGAUGUCUAUGCAAUAAGACCUGCACGACAAUAUAUAAAUUUCUAUCCCAGCUAGCUUUCAAGAAUUGACCUCCAGCAUAACUCAGAAUCUCACUUGUCUUGUGGUACCAUAACAGCAACAAUCAUUUACAACCACCAAAGCAGCUGCACUUCUCUCUACAUAGCAUCGAUUCCACGCCUCGAGAACACACCUUCAACAGAUAACUCCAACUUCAUCUCAUCACUUGAUGACCAUCGACAAACUUCCCAUCUACCUGCACAUGAGCUGGAAUCGUACAAUAUCCCAACAUCCCACCUCCCACAGCAAAACCCACAGCACAUCUACAUUCUACCUUCAUAUUUCUACAAACCGCACUGUUCUCCAACAACAAACAUCCCAAACGCCCGUUUGGCUUAGCGGUAAAGCGCAUCACUAGUACCUGUACAUGAUGAGAUCCUAGGUUCGAUUCCUAGAACGGGCAUUCAACAACCAAUCCCAAUUGAUCUUUUUGCCAAAUCGAACUAUUUUGCUCGAAUUAUAUCUAUCGAAUUCCUCAACAAACACUUGUUUGUUUGUUUUCAAGCAAGCACGCAAGCUAGACAAUUCGAAAAAACCAAGGGACUCAAAAUAAUAGGUGUCCUAAAGCCAAAUUUUAAAUAAAUGGAUUGUGAGUGGGUAAUGAGUGGAUAUGGAUAGGGAUAGGUGGUGGGUGGGUUGGCGAUGGAUAAUUUAGGGCUGUGGGGUGGAUAUGUGUAGGGUAGUCCGAGCGGUGAGAAUUUUGUGCCUCGUGGUGGGUUGGUAGGGUUGUUGUGUGUGCAUUGAGUUUUUGCUUCGUAGAAUUAUUUAUGUUUUUUGGUUUAUUCAGGAUGGAUGAAUGAAUAAAUGAUACGGUAAUUGUAGAAAUAUUGAUUAAUA
This is a messenger RNA of Botrytis cinerea B05.10, 6988 nucleotides long. RefSeq lists its product as hypothetical. The transcript has 5 exons. NCBI's taxonomy places the organism in Eukaryota, Fungi, Ascomycota, Leotiomycetes, Helotiales, Sclerotiniaceae. The record is from RefSeq and is a predicted model, not a curated record. Bases 552 to 5261 code for a protein of 1569 amino acids. Gene Ontology annotation, molecular function: protein binding; hydrolase activity, acting on ester bonds.